Zonotrichia albicollis (white-throated sparrow) is the source of this 5143-nucleotide messenger RNA. The record is from RefSeq and is a predicted model, not a curated record. NCBI's taxonomy places the organism in Eukaryota, Metazoa, Chordata, Aves, Passeriformes, Passerellidae.
GCGGGCGGCGGCUCGGCCGCUCGCGGGCUGGCACGGAGCGGAGCGGCCGUCGGCCACGGCGGAGCGAUGAUCCGCCGGGAAGACACUGAACGGGCAGUGGAAAUUCUGACCAGAUACCAAAGCACCCUGCGGUCCCCGGAGGAGCAGGAGUUAAAAGCCUCCAUUGGAAAAGUUUCGCACAUCUUCCAAAGUGAACUCUUCCAGGCUCUGCUGGAUAUCCAUGAAUUCUACGAUUUCACGCUGCGCUCUGCACCCGAGCAGUCUCCGAGCCUGGAUUCACGUCAUGGCACAGCCAGGGAACAGCUUGGGGACAGCGAGCCCACCUCCACAGUCACACCCAGAGAGCCCCAAACCCUGCCUGAGGGCUGCUCCUGGGACCGUGAGCAGAGGCUCACCAUGGGGGACAGCGCUGCGGGGACAGCGCCACGGCUGGUCAGGGUGACAGCACGGCGGACAGAGGCACCAGCCAGUGUGUGCAGCCUGGUGCUCAGCUCUCACAGCACCCUGCCCCAGGCCAACCCCGCUCCCAUUAUGGUGAACACUGACUCGCUGGAACAAGGGCUCUCUAUGAAUGGCAGUGAUGGGAUGUUCAAGUAUGAAGAGAUUGUCUUGGAAAGGGGGAACUCCGGCCUUGGAUUCAGCAUAGCGGGAGGCAUCGACAACCCCCACGUUCCAGAUGACCCGGGCAUCUUCAUCACCAAGAUCAUCCCCGGGGGAGCAGCAGCCAUGGAUGGCCGUCUAGGGGUGAACGACUGCGUGCUGCGGGUGAACGACGUGGACGUGUCUGAGGUGGUGCAUAGCAAAGCAGUGGAGGCCCUGAAGGAGGCCGGCCCCGUGGUGCGGCUCGUGGUGCGCCGCCGGCAGCCCCCGCCAGAGACCAUCAUGGAGGUCAACCUCAUGAAGGGCCCCAAAGGCCUGGGGUUCAGCAUUGCAGGGGGCAUUGGGAACCAGCACAUCCCUGGGGACAACAGCAUCUACAUCACCAAGAUCAUCGAGGGAGGCGCUGCCCAGAAGGACGGGCGCCUGCAGAUCGGGGACCGGCUGCUUGCGGUGAACAACACCAACCUGCAGGACGUGCGGCACGAGGAGGCCGUGGCUGCCCUGAAGAACACCUCUGACAUGGUGUACCUGAAAGUGGCCAAGCCUGGCAACAUCCACCUCAACGACAUGUACGCGCCCCCCGACUACGCCAGCACCUUCUCAGGCUUGGCUGACAACCACAUAAGCCAUAACUCCAGUCUGGGCUACCUGGGCAGCGUUGAGAGCAAGCCUGCCUAUCCCCUCCCUGCCCAGGUGACUCCGUCCCGGUACUCGCCCAUCCCUCGGCACAUGAUUGGAGAUGAUGACUUCACCAGGGAGCCCCGGAAAAUCAUCCUGCACAAAGGCUCCACCGGCCUGGGCUUCAACAUCGUUGGGGGGGAAGAUGGUGAGGGGAUCUUUGUGUCCUUCAUCCUGGCUGGAGGCCCGGCUGACCUCAGCGGGGAGCUGCGGAGGGGAGACCGGAUCCUUUCGGUGAAGUACAGCCGCUUCGAGUCCAAGAUCCACGACCUGCGGGAGCAGAUGAUGAACAGCAGCAUGAGCUCGGGCUCGGGCUCGCUCCGCACCAGCGAGAAGAGAUCGCUCUACGUCCGAGCCCUGUUUGACUAUGACCGGACCAGGGACAGCUGCUUGCCCAGCCAGGGGCUCAGCUUCUCCUACGGGGACAUCCUGCACGUCAUCAACGCCUCGGAUGACGAGUGGUGGCAGGCCAGGCUGGUGACAGCCCACGGCGAGAGCGAGCAGAUCGGGGUCAUCCCCAGCAAGAAGAGGGUGGAAAAGAAGGAGAGAGCACGGUUGAAAACAGUGAAGUUCCACGCCAGGACUGGCAUGAUUGAGUCCAACAGGUCGAUCAAAACGAAACGUAAAAAGAGUUUCCGCCUCUCUCGAAAGUUCCCAUUUUACAAGAGCAAAGAGAACCUGGCCCAGGAGAGCAGCGGACAGGAACAGGGCGUGACAUCAAACACCAGUGACAGCGAGAGCAGUUCCAAAGGACAAGAGGACACCAUCCUGUCGUACGAGCCAGUGACGCGGCAAGAAAUUCACUAUGCCAGGCCAGUGAUCAUCCUGGGCCCGACCAAGGACAGAAUUAACGACGACCUCAUCUCGGAAUUCCCUCACAAGUUUGGUUCCUGCGUGCCCCACACCACCAGGCCUCGGCGUGACAACGAGGUGGACGGCCAGGACUAUCACUUUGUGGUGUCCAGGGAGCAGAUGGAGAAAGACAUCCAGGACAACAAGUUCAUAGAGGCUGGGCAGUUCAAUGACAAUCUCUAUGGCACCAGCAUCCAGUCCGUGCGGGCGGUGGCAGAGCGGGGGAAGCACUGCAUCCUGGAUGUGUCUGGCAAUGCUAUCAAGAGGUUGCGACAAGCACAACUUUAUCCCAUUGCCAUUUUCAUCAAACCUAAAUCCAUUGAAGCCCUCAUGGAGAUGAACCGGAGACAGACAUAUGAACAGGCCAACAAGGUCUUUGACAAAGCCAUGAAACUUGAGCAAGAGUUUGGAGAAUAUUUUACAGCCAUCGUACAAGGAGACUCUCUUGAAGAAAUUUACAGCAAAAUCAAACAGAUCAUUGAGGACCAGUCCGGGCACUACAUCUGGGUCCCGUCCCCAGAGAAACUCUGAAGAUGUCUCCCUCCUGCUUCCCUGUGAGCAGAAGAUCUCUGAAGUCCCACCCAUCCGAGCCCUCUGCCCCGAGGGGGAGGGAUAUGAAAACUAUUCCUGCUCCCUUUUUUAGAUCGUCGCAAAAUUGAGUUUUCUAGUCCUGUUUCUUUUGUUGGGAUGAACUCAUAUCAUUCAUCACGUGACUGUUCCCACCAUUCCUGCAUGGACCUUCCCACUGCUCCAGUAGAGACAGACGAAAACCCAUUCAAGGUUGUUUUUUUAUUAUUAUUAUUCUAUUAUUAUUAUUAUAUUAUUAUUAUUAUUAUUAUUAACUAAACGAAGAAUCAAGAUGGGAGGAGGCAGCUAAGGACUAAUGUAAGAAGACAAGUGAAACAAUGGACUCUGAACACAUGAGCUGGUAUCAGAGCUCCAGGGGCAUUUUUCCAAGUGUGACCGUCUAGCAGCUCUGAACAGUGCGACAGAUGGGGCAGCAGAAAGCAUUUUAUUUAUCUGUAUAUGUAAUUUAUAUAUAAUAUAGAGGAGAGAUAUUAUAUAUAUAUUAUAUAUAUAUAUGUAUGUGGACUAGGAAAUCUGAGGGACCUCUCUGGAAAGGUGUUGUAUUAUUGCAAGGUUCUCUCAGUUCCUCUGUCCCGAGCACUCGGCGCAGGGAGUCCACUUGGGCAGGAAGAGCUCAAACGGUACCAGGUGCUUUGGAAACUUCUCCCAUGCAGGCCAGUUCCCUGCAGCCCCCCUGGGUCUGAGACAGGCCAGAGACUGGUACAGCCUGUGCAGGAGGGACCAGAACAAGGAGCAGCAGCUGGCCUGCAAGAGGCUGGGAGACAGAGACUGAGCAGGAGGCUGCGGAGCAAGAGAAUGGAUGAUGCUACAUAUUAAAUUGCACAUUGUUUUACACAUCACCUUAUGUGUUUGCAUGAGAGGUUUCCUUUUGGUUCUAUUUUUUUAAGCUGAUUUUAAACCAAAACCAUAUUGUGUUGUUGUGUUGGCUUUUUUAAUUAUUAUUAUAAUUAUUAUUAUAAUUAUUAUUCCAUUUUUCUCUUGUCAAUGAUGAACUGAAUGGGUAUAAAAUCCAGUUUUUUAACUUAUUUUUUAAGCUGGCUCUAUUGUAAAUAGAAUCUAGAUCUGUGGUGUUUAGUUAAGAAAUACUUUACUGGCCACAUGGAACAAAUGUACUCACUGUCCUGUGUUGCUGUGAAAAACCUGGGAUGUUGGACUGGCCCUGUACCUGUGGGUGCAGGUGGAAUGACCCAUUCUGGCUGUGGCAGCACACUGGCAUUCCCUUCUACAUUAGCCACUGGCAGGAAAAGCCCCCAGCUGUGCCUUGGAUGGACACUCCCAUUUUGCAGCUCAGUGACAGAUUAAACCCUUCUGUGUCCCCUGCUCCGUGCCAGUUCCUGGCCCUGCUGUGUGCCCGUGCCAGGGCUGGCUGUCCCGGGAGGGGCCCUCCCUGCAGCAGAGGUGACUGCACGGCCACCGUGCCUGGCUCUGACAUUCUGUGGGAAUCUGUGGCUGGAGCUGGAUUCUGCUGCCUCCCCCAGCCACUCCAGAGCCCUGGAGUGCUGCCCCAGCUGGCAGCUGAGGGCAGAGGCUGCAGAGCUGCCCCAUGCCCUGGGCACUGGCAUUUUUCAGGAGAGGCACAGGGACACUUGGCCCUAAGCUGAGACAUGUCUGUCUUUGAGGACACUUUGUGCUUGAGUGGGGCUCCAGGCCCUUGUGUGGAGCUGGGGACACUCUCGUGGCCUUUGAGCAGUGUGUGCUGGGUUCUCAGAGUCCAGGUCCCAGCGCUCUCACCUUACCCAGAGCUGUGGAUGCUGUUCCUCACACAGCACAGUGCCACCCACAGCACAGGAGGUCGCUGUCCAAGCACGCCCAGGUAAGUCUCCUCCUGCCCCUGCUUGGCAGGGAUGGGCUGUGGUCCUUGUCCCCGAGGUGAUGGCUCUGUGUGUGUGUCAGUCAGUGCCACUGUCCCUGUGCUGCCUGGGGAGGAGCCUCUCUGCCCACCCUGCAUCCCGAGGAGCCCUGCAGGGACCCAGCAGCUUCUGGGGCCAGGAGGGCUCUGCAGCAGCCCCAGCUGUGAGCACAGUGGAGGGCAGGAGGGUUCUGCUGUCGCUGGGACCGACCCUAAAGGAGCACACAGAACUUUGGCAAUGGGUUCCUGCCGGGCAUCCAGCCCCUGCCCCGCUGGUCCUGCUCCAGCUGCUAUAAAUGUCGGUCCCUGAAGAAGUGGAGUAAGUGAAACAAAAGUCCUUAAGGUGCUAGUCACACAUUCCUAUCUUUUGUCUUUUUUUUUUUUCUUUUCUUUUUUCUGGUUUUUCCUAAUAGCCUGUCUCCCUCUCUCGAGUCACGUGGAGAAAAGAUGAUGUACUCCAUGGCAUAGCUGACAGUACUGAAUCAAUCAUGACAACAGUAGUUGGUUAACAGUGUUUCUUCCAAGGAGACAUAUAUUUUUAAUAAACAGAGAGUUGCAAAGAACUCUUGUCUUUGA